AUGGACAACGGCCCGUUCUCUACUUUCUCAGCCCUUCGCGCUGAGACGAGGCCUCACCAAGUCUUGUACCAGGCUUCAAACCUUGGUCGAGGCGAGCAUGUUAUGCGCAUCAAAUUUGAGCAACCUGCGAAUAGAACUCGGAUGGGCGAUUUCACGAUUGAUUUUGCCAACUUGUAUACGACACGAUCGCUGGGUGGGCGACCGCGAAACAUCUAUGAAGAUCAAGCAGCUCCGGGCACCAUGCAGUACGUAUCGAAAAUACCGCCCUCGGCAAUUGCAGGCCUCUCAGUUAGCACUGCUGUCGCUUUUUUCGCGGUUUUGUCCGCUUUAUAUUUGUGGUUCAGGCAACGUCAACGGAAAAUGGGAGACGUGUAUGGAGACAAAAAGUAUGUAGACCUAACUGAAUGA
Cyclocybe aegerita is the source of this 408-nucleotide messenger RNA. The record is from the annotation of a GenBank genome assembly. Lineage: Eukaryota; Fungi; Basidiomycota; Agaricomycetes; Agaricales; Hemipholiotaceae.